Molecule: messenger RNA, 5142 nt
Organism: Nomia melanderi (Alkali bee)
Lineage: Eukaryota; Metazoa; Arthropoda; Insecta; Hymenoptera; Halictidae
Gene: Rgl
Product: Ral guanine nucleotide dissociation stimulator-like
Biological process (GO): Ras protein signal transduction
Cellular component (GO): plasma membrane
Molecular function (GO): guanyl-nucleotide exchange factor activity
Source: RefSeq, a predicted model, not a curated record
UAAAUAAAACAUUUAAUUAACAAUUAUUUCAUCAUAUCGGAAUUUUACAUAGUUUAAAAACCUUUUUGUCUUUAAUCCUGUAAAUUGCUUAAAGAAGGAUAAAUAGACAUGAAUAGAUUUAUGUCUUAAGCACGAAGAUAGUAACAGAAAUACAUUACUAUCUCGGAGGUUGUGGGGACAGAAGAAUUCUUUAAACGUUUAAAAUGAAAAUGUGAUUUAGGACUGCGAAUUCUGAGUUCUCCAUACAUUUAACAUGUUCGCGGACGUGAAUGCUAUAUUAUUCAUUUUGAUUGUGAUGCAAAGUGACAUGAGUGCUACAACAUUCAAAUUUAUAAGCCACAUGACCUUACAUUUGAUUCUAUAUAGCCUUAAUUUUUUGAAAUUAUUAUGCACUCUAAUCCUCGGAGUAUUAAAAAAAUUGCCUGUCUGUUAUUGCCGCUUAUUAAAAUUUUUGAUGUGUUAAAUGGUUCACGAAAGUAGCGAAAGCUGUGUUUCUCUUAUUUGUGUUAUGUAUUCAUUUGUCGUUGUAAUCGUUGCUACAAUUCAGUUCCUUCGGUAAAUGCUUUUUGUUGGCUGACAGCGUUUAAUCAGGCCCGAUCAGGAAUCGCAAAGUUGACACGGUGGAAACGUUAAAAGUCACGAGGCUACCUGACAUUUCGAGUGAGCGUACAUUUUGAACGAGGAGCUCUAAUUAUCGGAAGUGCAAUCCCGCCCACGAUGAGCUGUCGCAUCCUCUUUAACGAAAGCGUUUCUCGGCGUUUGCUCCUUCGACCUUUGAACGUAGUUUGCUUGACCUAUGAGGGGAAUCGAUCGCGGUUACAAACUCGCAUUUUUCUGUUGAUUCCAUCCCCUGCAAUGGAAACGGUGUGGGCACAACGAUCGUUUCCGCGAUUGAGAAAUUAUUCAUUGAUAAUGCCGUUGGCGCCACCACGUACGAGCGUAUCUCGCUCGAAGCUAUCAGUUUCAAUUGUAUGUAAUUGCAUUGGCUUUGUUCGAACGGUUCGACGUGAAAAUCAUUGAACUACGAAUUUCACCGUUACUGUUUCAAUUUCACCGUUGCCGUUUGAAUUUCAAUUCUACUGUUGACAUUUGAAUUUGAGCUUCACCUUUAAUAUUUAAAUUUUGAUCGGACCGUUAACAUUUAUACUUCUGUUUGAUCGUUGAAGUUUAUACUGGAAGCUACCAUUGUUAUUCGAAUAAUAGUGUAAUCGUUAAUGCUCGAAUUUGAGUUCGAUUCUUAAUAUUUAAAUCUGAAUUUAACCGAUACUAUUUACACUGGAACCUAAUCGUCAUCAUUCUAAUUCGAGUAAUUGUUAAUAUUUGCGUUUCACCGUCGACACGUUGAUUUCAUCGAUCGCCAGUUCGUCAAGUGCAUUUAAAUUAUCAAACAUGAUUUCGACCAGUGUUUUUCGCUGACAGUUCCGUUACACUGUGAUCGCUUGAUCGUGUCGCGGUUACACAAUAUUACUUCAAUACAAAUUACACAAUUUAACGCCGUCAGAGACAUACUGCGCGGCCGUUACGAAAACGGGGCAGCUCGCUGAAACGAGACGCAAUAUUCACAACAAGAAAAACAAGAAAGGGAAAUGAGAAAACCGGAAAUCUACACGCGAUUAACGAUUAUUUGAUCUAGAAACGGUGGGACGCAUUUUUCUCGAUUUCUCGAUACCGCGGUUUCUCGAUAUCAAUACUUAAUGCGUCGCGCGGCGUUAGUGGGAGUCGAACGCCUCGGUUCGAGCCCGACUAUCGACGAUAAUUCAGUUUCCCGUCGGCGACGGAAUCAGUGCUGGCUCCGAUCACGCUCCGUCGAUCAGUUUUCAAAUUACAGCGCGAUAAACAGUUCGGAUCGCAAACGCAGAAGACAGUUAACGAAUUACGAGUGUUCGUGCAGGAUAAAAGUUUCUUAUUGUGAUUUAGGUGCUAUGAUUGAAGGCAGAAUCGAAGUGACGGAAGAAGGGGAAGUUCCGCGGACAUUCAGACGUGGAUGCUGUGGCCCGUGUUGGGGGAUGACGGGCUGAGCCCAGCGUCGCCCCCGGCGUCGGCCAGCGUCAAGGGGGUUAACAAACUGGCGCCUCUGCUCCUCUGCGGCCCCUGCAAGCCCAGCAGCCAACGGAAGAGCCAGAAUUCCACGCAGUGGUACGUGCAGCAGCCCACGUGGCGCUUAUGGGGCGAAGAAAGGGGCGAUGGCGUCAUAUACACGGUGUACCUGAAGAAGGUCCGGUACCACAGGCCCACCAGGAGCCUCUCCGCAUCGGAUUCGGACGACGAGAUCUCGCAUCUAGAAUGGGAGACGGUGAGGGUGCGUUUCCUGAAAGCGGGGACCGUACAGCGUCUGGUCGAGAGUCUGGCGAACGACGACGGGGAGCUCGAGUCCACGUACAUCAAUGUCUUCUUGGCGACGUAUCGUGCGUUCACGACGCCACGAGAGGUCCUCGAGCUGUUGUUGGCGCGGUACGACGCGCUCGACGAGGGAUCCGCCGCCCUGACAGGUGAACAGCACCGCAAGACCCUCGUGCAGGCGCUUCACGUAUGGCUGGACGCGUAUCCUGGCGACUGGAAAUCGCCGCCUAACCAUCCGCUGCUCACCAGACUUUUGGAGUUCACGCAUCGACGGCUGCCCGGCUCGGAGCUCGAGCUCAAGGCGAGGCAUCGGUUGCACAGGUUCCAGCGUGAGGAUGAAAUAGAUUCCUGCAUGGUGUACGAUAACGGUCGCCUGCCGCGCGGCUCCCCGGAGCCAAUCAUGGACCACUGGGCGAGCUACAGCUUCCCGGAGGUGCCGCACCGUCAUUUCGCCGAGCAGUUGACCCGCAUGGACGCGGAGGUGUUCAAAAAGCUGGUGGCGCACCAGUGCUUGGGCGCUGUUUGGUCGAGAAGGGACCGUUCGAGGAGCCAUGACGCGGCUACCGUGCUAGCGACCGUGAACCAGUUCAACGCGGUGUCGCUCCGUGUCAUCUCCACGAUCCUGGCGGAGUCGACGAUGAAACCGCAGGAGCGCGCCAGGAUUCUCGAGACCUGGAUCGACAUCGCCCAGGAACUACGUGUGUUGAAGAACUUCAGCAGCCUGAAGGCGAUCGUGUCCGGUCUGCAGAGCAACCCGGUGUAUAGGCUAGAGAAGUGCUGGCAGUGCAUGCCGCGCGAGAAGCACGAGCUGUUCAGGGAGCUGGAGAGGAUCUUCUCGGAGGAGAACAACGCGUGGACGCAAAGGGAGCUUCUGAUCAAGGAGGGCACUGCCAAGUUCGCCGACACUGCCGGCAGGAGCGACAGACACUUGCAGAAACUGUUCCAGAAACAGAACACUCAUGCUGGUAAUAUCAGCUAUGGAACGAUACCGUACCUGGGAACCUUCUUAACGGAUCUCACGAUGAUAGACACCGCGAUAUCGGACACGAUAGCUGAGGGUCUGAUCAACUUCGAUAAGAGACGGAAGGAGUUCGAGGUGUUGGCCAGGAUAAGAUUGCUUCAGGGCGCAGCGAAUGCGUAUAACUUCAGAACAGACGUUUUGUUCGAUCGUUGGUUCCAUUCAGUGGUGGUGCUGGAUGAUCGAGAGGCGUACAAGCUUAGUUGUCAGAUAGAACCUCCUCCACCUGGGAACACUUUAAACAAUCGCGGAAAGAAGAAACAGGCUCACCAGGGACACCGCAAGAACGACUCGAUAGCGUCCACGUCCAGUUCAAGCAGUUCGCAGUUUUAUUGCGACCUGGAUUCGCUGCCCAGCUCGCCGCACAACUCUCUCGACCGACGCACCUCGCCGUCCCAGAUGUCCAGUUCGUCGUCGAGCUCGUCGCUACCGUCCUUGGACGUGUCGUUGAGCUCGGGUGGCGGUAGCGGGGCGACCGCCGGGAACCAGCACAACCGUCUAGCGCCGGUAAUUACCGCGAACGGGACCACACCGAAUCUGGUCGGCCUGUCCAGCCCGAGUCACUCGCACAAAAGCUCGCCGGAUUUCUACAUAAUCAAGGUGACCAUGGAAAGCGACAACGUGGAAACCGAUGGCGUGGUGCUGUACAAGUCCAUCAUGCUGUCGAACAACGAGAGAACGCCGCAAGUGAUACGCAAUGCGAUGCUCAAACUCGGGAUAGAGGGUAGUCCAGACCAGUACACGUUGGCCCAGGUACUGCCCGACAGGGAGAUGGUCUUGCCGAACUCCGCGAACGUUUACUACGCCGUGAACACUGCGCACAACCUGAACUUCAUCUUACGGCCUAGAAGGGAGCCUAACGACGUCGCCACGGACAGUCCUAAAAGCAAGACCGGCAGUCACAAACGGUAGUGGCGAAUAACAGUGGCUGCCGGAUAGAAAACAGAGGAUACAAUAGGCCGAAGUGAUCGUGGAAGACACACAAGAAGAAUCUCGAAUAGCGUUUUUACGACUGGUGCCGUUUGCCACUGACGUGUUUCGUUUUCAACCAACCAUGACAACUACGGACAGUUUCUCUUUUCUUUUUUUUUCUUUUCUUUCUCUGUUUUCCGUUAGCGAUAACGCGCGCUGAUCGAUUUCUCUGUUGAAUGUUUUUCUUUCUUUUUGUCUCUCUUUUCGUCCUUGUCUUACUACUCACCGGUCGCACACGCUCGCGUCGACGCAACGUUACCCCGCCCACACACGGUAUCCCAUUCGGUUAGUUGGACGCUGUUUAUUAUUAUUAUUAUUGUAUGGCGAUCGUCGCGGACUAAUUUAGCGUUUUAGAUAUGUGUUUAGUGUGAGUCAUAGGGCCUCGUUAUCAUUGGCGCACGAAUGAACAAAACGAUAAGCGACGGUAAGAUAGCUGUUUUAGCUUUAGCUUCGUGGCAUAAUCACGUACGUUUAUACAUAUAUAUACACACAUAUUUGAGUAUAUAUAAAUAUUGGUACCUUGCGAAUCCGACGAGAUUGAAAACAAACAGGAAAAGAACAUUGGAACGGUUUCACGGCAAGCACGCGUCCACGGGAGGAUCAUUGUGAUUUUUGUACAUAAGUUUAGUUCCGUAGCGCGGCUUCGAGGACGCGAUCGUUCGGUCGAUCGAUCAGCCGAAACAAACCGGAUUCGAAAAUUUGUCAAUUAUGAAGCUUCUUCGUUCUCUUCGAUCGCGGAGACAAAGAAACUAAAAAGAAAUAAAAGAAAGAGGAAAAGAAAAAAGAAGAAAAAGAUAAGACAAAGGAUAAAA